AUGCCGCAAAACUGUUGUGUCCCUGAGUGUACAAAGAAAAUUUACGUCGAAAAUGGAAUCAAAAUCUCGUUUCACAAGUUCCCUGAAGACCAAGAUAUAUUUAAAAAGUGGAUAGUCGCUAUUCGAAGAGAUUUAGGGAGAGAUUUUCGUGUUACAGAGCAUACUAGAGUCUGCUCGCGACACUUCAAGCCGCARGACUACAGACCUUCUUUCGGUGGCCGUAAAAAAACAUUACUACCUGGAGCCAUACCAUCAAUUUUUCCCUGGAAAGAGGGUUCUCCAGCUCGUAGGAGAUCCCCUAGAAAGAGGCCUWUAUUUGUUAAAGAAAAAGCCGUCGCUUCUACAAAUAAUGACAAUCUCGCCGCGUGCAGUACUACAACAACAUGCGAUGUUGAGGAAUUUCCGGUCUCGCACGAAGAAACUCCCGGAGAAACUUCAAUGGACAUCGACACACAACCAAACCAACAAGCAUUUCCAGACUACGAAGACCUCAAAUGUGAGUACACUCGGAUGUCAAAUGAACUUUCCCGUGCUACGGARAUUCAGGAAGCACUUCAAUCCAGAAUCGAGGAUCUGGAACGUCAAGUACUCGACUUGAAAAGCAAAGCGUUUAGCGCUGAUAACCUAACCAAAGCAGACAAAGAUGUGGCGUUCUAUACAGGAUUUUCUUCUGUCCUUAUUUAUGAAGCAGUUUACAAAUUUUUGGACCCUGGAGAGCGUGGCGAAAACAUAAACUACUGGCACUCAACACCAGAUACUACACAGAGUGACAAAGACAAAGAAACGGAAAUACCAAAGCAGGGUAGGCCUCGACAACUUUCUGCCAAAGAAGAAUAUUUUUUGACAUUGUGUAGACUAAGACAAGGGUUUAGAGAGCAACACUUGUGUCAUUUGUUUAAURUCUCCCAACCUACAAUYAGUCGAAUUGUCAUUUCCUGGAUCAACUUUAUGUUUUUAAGAUGCAGUGUUGUUCCUAUUUGGGCCUCUAGAUCAUUGAUAGACGAACAUAUGCCUGCAGAUUUCCAGGAAAAGUAUCCAAACACAAGAGUGAUAAUAGACUGUACAGAGAUUCGUUGCCAAAUGCCGAAAAGCCUCCGUUUGAACAGCGAACUGUUCAGCAAUUAUAAAAAUCAUACCACCUUGAAAGGACUAGUUGGUGUUUCUCCUGGCGGUGCCUUUACUUUCAUAAGCCAAUUGUACACUGGACGAAUUYCGRAUAAAGAAAUCGUUUUAAGGUCAGGCAUAUUAGAUUUACCCUUUGACAAUGGAGAUGUCAUUAUGGCAGACAAGGGGUUCACGAUAGAGGACUUGAUGCCAGUUGGAUGUUCRGUAAAUUAUCCUCCCUUCCUGGGAAGGGAUGUACAGAUGAGUGCAGAGGAUGUUGCCAAAACACAGUCAAUUGCCUCAUUAAGGAUUCAUGUCGAAAGAGCCAUAAACAAGGCAAAGAACUUUCACAUUUGGGACAGUGUGAUUCCUUUUUCACUCUUUGGGGUAGUUAAUCAGAUGUGGUCAGUGAGUUGCUUUUUGUGCAAUUUGCAAAACAGCAUAAUAAGCAAAUAA
Messenger RNA from Exaiptasia diaphana, 1560 nucleotides. RefSeq lists its product as uncharacterized. Lineage: Eukaryota; Metazoa; Cnidaria; Anthozoa; Actiniaria; Aiptasiidae. The record is from RefSeq and is a predicted model, not a curated record. The coding region runs from base 1 to 1560 and encodes 519 amino acids. The transcript has a single exon.